ACGCCCACCACACUCUCCGUGCACGUGAAGACCAUGGAGGGGCGUUUACAGACCUAGUGUUCCCUCUCGUGACUAACGGGUGAGGUAACCGUGUUUGCAUAUUUCCGCACGGAGUCUCCCGCCUAGUCCAGUCUCUGUCAGGAUACAGUUCUAGUGUACGCACUUUGCUGGAUCUGAUUGAUUCAUCAUGGGGAAAGGCAGCGAUAAAAAGACCGAGGAACAACCUCCCGCCUACGAUGCAGCCAUUGCCAAAAGUGAUGUGGUCAUUCCCGUUGACGGAGACGACAAGAAAAAGAUCGCCGAGGAAGAAGAGUUCGACCCGUGGAACGUCCCCGAACUGAAGGACGACACCGUUCCUUGGUCUGAACUGACCACAUGUGGGAAGGUUGAACGCGUGGUGCUGUGGUUCCUGAAGCCGGUCCUGCUACUCGGGCUACUCUACAUGUUCAUCUGUUCACUGGACUUCCUCAGCAGCGCCUUCAGACUCUUGGGAGGUAAAGCUGCCGGCGAGCUGUUUGCCCAGAAUGAGUUGUUGAGGAACCCUGUUUGCGGGUUGAUGAUCGGUGUUUUGGUAACGGUUCUGGUGCAGAGCUCCUCCACAUCAACCUCCAUCGUCGUGUCCAUGGUCGGUGCCGGAAUAUUGGAAGUGGAACAGUCCAUCUAUAUCGUCAUGGGGGCCAACAUCGGCACCUCGGUCACCAACACCAUCGUCUCACUGGGGCACUCUGGCGACAAGAACGAGUUCCGCAGGGCGUUCGCCGGCGCCACGAUCCACGACAUGUUCAACUGGCUGUGUGUCAUCAUCCUUCUGCCAUUGGAGGCUGCAUCCCACUACCUGUUCCGACUGUCGAGCGUAAUCGUGAACUCCUUCGAAUUCAGCAAUGUUGGUGAGAUCAAGCUUCUGAAGGUCAUCACCGAGCCCUUCACCAAGCUGAUUGUGGAGAUUGACAAGGGAGUCAUCACCGACAUCGCCCAGAACGAGGAAGGUGCGGCGGAACAGAGUCUACUAAAGCGGUACUGCAAGACUGGUCCUCUGGUUAUGGUCAACACAACUGUGGAGCAGGUGAACUUCUUCAGCAACGGCGCCAACAACUGGACCAUCACAGAAAACGUCACCACCAGCGAAUGGAAACAUAAAUGUCAGUACCUGUUUGCCCAGGUGAACCUGUGGAAUGACACCAUCGUGGGGGUGAUCCUCCUGGUGGCUGCCCUGCUGAUCCUGUGCAUCUGUCUCGCCUGUAUCGUCAAACUUCUGCACAGCAUCCUGAAGGGCGCCCUCGCCAAGGUCAUCAAAAAGGCUGUCCACGCCGAGCUGCCCACCAAAGUUGGCAAAUAUCUGACCGGAUAUCUGAUCAUCAUCCUCGGCGCUGGCAUGACGUUCCUGGUGCAGAGUAGCUCCAUCUUCACCUCCGCCCUCACCCCUCUCAUCGCCAUCGGCGUGGUCAACCUCAAGCGGGCGUACCCUCUGACUCUCGGGGCCAACAUCGGCACCACCACCACCGCCAUCCUGGCCGCCCUGGCCUCUUCCGGAGACGGUCUGGUCAGGUCUCUUCAGCUGGCGCUGUGUCAUUUCUUCUUCAACGUGUCCGGGAUCAUCCUGUGGUACCCCAUACCUCCUCUCAGGAACGUUCCCAUCGGUUUGGCCAAGAAGCUCGGCAACACCACAGCCAAGUACCGCUGGUUCGCCGGCGUCUACUUGAUCCUGAUGUUCUUCCUAUUUCCUGCGGCAAUUUUCGGACUGUCUGUCGCCGGGUGGCAGGUGCUUGUGGGUGUUGGCGUGCCAGUAUUGGUCCUCGCUUUGGUCGUUAUUGUCAUCAACAUAAUACAAACAAAACGUCCAAACUGGCUCCCUAAGAAACUCCGGACAUGGGACUUUCUCCCCCUCGGCCUGCACUCUCUUGAACCUUAUGAUAGGAUCUUGACUGGGUGCUGCAAGAAGAAAGGUGCGAAAGGAGAGGACGAUGGUGAAAAAAUCGAGGUCGACAAUCCCGGUUUUGUUGAGGAACAGAAUAUGGAAAUCACUCAGUUGUAAAUUCUUUAAUGUAAAGGUUCCCUCUCACUGCACUUGCGUCAAGCUUGCAUCACUGCGGGGUAAUUCGUUUACUGCGUCACUGUUUUGUUUUUUUCCUUCGAUUUUUUAUAGUUAAGAUAAUUCGUAAUACGUAAAGUAUGACUUAAAAGACGACAAAAUACACAAAAAGUCCGAAAAUUCGUUCUUUAUCUCUGAAAUUCGUUGAGUAACUUUCAAACCCCGCAGUGACGCAAGCGUGACGCAAGCGUGACGCAAGUGCAGUGAGAGAGCACCUUAACCACACAUAUCCUUUGAAAUAUGAUAAUAGCAAAAUGAAAUCAUUCAGUCUUUCGAAAAGUAAGAUUCAGUUUAUUGUCUUACACUUAUAUCUCUUUCAUAGUAUAUUGAAAUCCAUUAAUUGACUAAUUUAUCAGACGAAAGCAAUAAUAUUUAAAGAAAGAGAAAAAAAAGAAUAAAUACUGCCAACGUCAUCUGUGAUUAGUUCACUAUGGCACAAGUUAUCUUCUACCUCCUGUAGUAAGAAAGGGUUUCCGUAUGCCCUGUAUUAUUACGUUUAUCUAUUCCUUUGCUUGCCUGUAUAUGAUGUGGCAAAACAAUAUUCCAAUAGCCCUAAAUAUCUGGUUAGAGUCAGAUAGGGAACCAAUCUAUCAUAUAUGUGAUGAAAUAAUAUUUUAAAUGCUUCAUAUAUGUGAUAAAAUAAUAUCUUACAUGCUUCAAUGAUGUGCAAAACAAACUUACAUGUACUUUUACUACAUGACUAUUAAUAGGCACUGGACAGUGUUUCAGGAUAAUUGCAAACUAAGUCAAAUAGUUUUUAAAUAGUCAUGUGUUUCAUGUAUUCGGGUUAUAUCUAGGUUAUAUUCAUAUGUAUAUAGUUCUCGCCUUUACUAUAAACAUACCACGCACAACAAGGUUAAAUUUGUUCUUUGUUUAAUCUGUGAUGUACAUAAUUUUGUAUAAUUACAUUUGUAAUGCUAUACAGAGUAAGACGAGCCACAGGCUUCAGUUCAAAACCAUUUAAAAUACUAUUUACUUUGUACUCUAUAUACACAUACAUUCAUGUAAAUAUGCCAUCGAUGAAAUAAGAAAUGUUGAUUGAAUAUGAUAUGACUGUUUAUAACAUAAAUGGCUUCAUCCCAAACUUU
Molecule: messenger RNA, 3177 nt
Organism: Branchiostoma floridae (Florida lancelet)
Lineage: Eukaryota; Metazoa; Chordata; Leptocardii; Amphioxiformes; Branchiostomatidae
Product: sodium-dependent phosphate transport protein 2B-like
Exons: 11
Coding region: 188-2032 (614 amino acids)
Biological process (GO): sodium-dependent phosphate transport
Cellular component (GO): vesicle; brush border; apical plasma membrane
Molecular function (GO): sodium:phosphate symporter activity
Source: RefSeq, a predicted model, not a curated record